UACAUCCUUCUGAUUGGUAAGGUUUCGCUAGUUUGCAGCACAUGGCAAAUCUCCUCCCUCGAACAUUCCAAAAUGUGUAGAGCACAGACCAACAGCAGAUCUUGUAAGAGCACAUAUAUCGAGAGGUCUGUGCUUAUUUCAACCGUUAUCAGAAAACAUGUCAACCAGCUCCGAAGUUUCGUCGACCUGCCCGAUACCAAGCCGCAAUAUCCUCGAAAAGACCUGGUCUCAUCUCCCCGACUGCUACAGUCAGACUCCUGGAGGAACGGUGUUUUCAACAACUCCCGGUGGGACUCGGAUCAUCUAUGAUCGAAAGUUUCUCUUGGAAUGUCGAAAUUCGCCGAUUGCACGCACCCCACCCUGCUGCCUCCCCCACAUUCCAGGGGUCACCAUACCUUCAGUGCAACCCCAGGGUAAGCCAACGGAGCAGGGCUACGACAGCAAGGAUCUCUCUGUUGAUGAUAGCCAGUUUAUGAUGGAUAUGUGAUUGAUAUCUCCAGCUCCUGUGGAAAAAUUGACCGUUUCAGCCUUUUCUACCAGUGCUCAUUAUCUGGGGAAAGAACACACCAGCUGUGGAUUCCUUUAUUACCUCCCAUGAUUUUUUUUUUCUUUACCUUGAAUAAUGAAAUGCUCAGAGCAAGUAGCUCUGUUGUGGGAAGGAGGAUUUUGAGUUUGGUGGAAGUUAAGGUGAAAGCUUUGCAAUUUGUAGCCUCUGCUGGUUUGAGGUUUAAAUUCAGUAACUUAUCGUUUUACAACCAUUCUGUAGGUUACUGUAUGUUGUCUACAUUUUUAUGUGUGGAUAGUUGAAAUGCAGCUGUAUGUUUUUGUAAUGGGAUUUCAGGGACUAAAAGAGUCUGGACCCUAUGAGACACGUUUAAAGUCAUAAGCCAGAAAUCAACAGUUGUACCGUUUGCUGUUUAUACUCUGGAUGUUAUAUGACCAUUUGUAAUAAAACCAUAAC
Molecule: messenger RNA, 961 nt
Organism: Xyrauchen texanus (razorback sucker)
Lineage: Eukaryota; Metazoa; Chordata; Actinopteri; Cypriniformes; Catostomidae
Gene: eif4ebp3
Product: eukaryotic translation initiation factor 4E binding protein 3
Exons: 3
Coding region: 158-487 (109 amino acids)
Biological process (GO): negative regulation of translational initiation
Cellular component (GO): cytoplasm
Molecular function (GO): eukaryotic initiation factor 4E binding
Source: RefSeq, a predicted model, not a curated record